AUGUCAUAUGCAGCUUCAUCCUUACGGCCUCGUCAGAUGUCCAAUGCUGCCAAUGCUCAUCGUGCUAGUUCUUAUUCCACUUUACUCGCACCCGGCCGAGCGUCUUCUCAAUAUCCUUCCCAUUCCCGACAUGCAUCAGGAUACUACGCCACAUAUCCCAUCGCCACUCCCUCCUCUAUGUCCCACGAUGCAUCCCCUCCUAUGCCACCGUCUUUAGCCUCUCCGGACGCAUCUCCACCUCUCCCUUCGUCCGCAGGGACCAUCCAGGCAGAUAUGAAACCGAAUCUUUCACCUAUCAACACUCGAUUAGAUCGGGGCACUUCAAUAGGCUCUGGGGAACAUCUGGCUCAUCAACCUCGACAUAAAUCAUCCGUGGAUCGGUUACGAAAUGACGCUCUUUUCGGACCAGGAUCCGAUCGAGCUCCUUCACCCGCUUCGGCACAUUCACGAGGUGGUUCUGACCUUGGCGAACCAUCGUCUAGAAACACAUCACCUCAUCCUUCCACUCACGCCUUCCCAUCUCCUAGUGGUAUGCCUCGACAAUCCUUUGCCUCCAAUCUCUCUCCCUCUCACAGACCGUUGUCAAUGGCAUCACUAGGUUCUUCAAGAUAUCUACACGUAGGACCAGCAGGUGGUGCGCCUCAUCAAGGUCGACCUAUACAGUUGGAAAUGCCCAGACCACUGGGAGCGCGACCUGACGCCUCGGGCGAUUUCUUCCAUCAAAUGCAGAUGCCAAAAAUCUUGGAUGGGUUCAAUUUAUCGUUUGAGGAGAGACAGCGGCAGAAUAGUAAUCGGCGGAGGGGUUAUGAUCUUGAUUCUGGACCUCCAUUCCCUGACAAUCAUUCCCGCGUCCCCUCCUCCCAAUCAUCAUCUUCCAACGCAAAUUCUCGGUCCGGCGAUGAAGUCCCUCCUGUCCCUCCUGUGCCCCCACCUCCUCGAGCUGUAGUAAGAGAAAAACCAGCAGACCCGGCGACAGUCUUGGGUAGAUAAUGUUGUCCGAUGGAGAUGAAAUUGAGGAUGGAGAUGUCAUGAGAUUUGUUGAGAAGGUCAGAAGUAAAGACACACGCAGUGAAUGUAGACAUCAAAUACAAAAGGGACACUUUUGCAUGAACGUGAACGAUAG
Messenger RNA from Tremella mesenterica DSM 1558, 1123 nucleotides. RefSeq lists its product as uncharacterized. The transcript has 3 exons. Lineage: Eukaryota; Fungi; Basidiomycota; Tremellomycetes; Tremellales; Tremellaceae. The record is from RefSeq and is a predicted model, not a curated record. Bases 1 to 990 code for a protein of 329 amino acids.